Molecule: messenger RNA, 5326 nt
Organism: Lutra lutra (Eurasian river otter)
Lineage: Eukaryota; Metazoa; Chordata; Mammalia; Carnivora; Mustelidae
Gene: SLC39A9
Product: solute carrier family 39 member 9
Exons: 7
Coding region: 673-1596 (307 amino acids)
Biological process (GO): zinc ion transport; transmembrane transport
Cellular component (GO): membrane
Molecular function (GO): metal ion transmembrane transporter activity
Source: RefSeq, a predicted model, not a curated record
AAGUCGAUGUAAUGAAGAGGUGCCACUUGGCGGCCAUGGCAGCUGUAGUAUCCGUGGCUUUGGGUCAAGGCCCAGCGGAAUGGAGUAAUAUGGGCAGCAUGGGAUAUAGGGCAGAGACAGCUUUGUAUCAGCUUCGCUGCUGAACCCCUGAGCCCAUCGUUAGAGAGCUGCAGGACUCUUUCCUAUUUUAGACUCGGAGGAGAGUUUCCCGGGACUGGUGGGCUGGUCCCAGCCUAAGGGGGACUGCCCCAGGGACGUAGGGACACAGGGAGAAAGAACAAGUUUGCUUGGAUUUUCCUCCUUUUCCACCUGGGACGUUGUCUGUGGAGGGAGUGGACUGAUUUUUCCACCAUCCCGCGACUGAAGAAAUCUCCCACAUACCUUUAACUGCUAACCGUAGGGAAUCCAAUGACUGGCCUCUGAAAACGCAGGGGCUGGGACCUGAGAUUGCUGAAAGUUCACUCUGGUGCUAAGAUCAGCAAAAGGGGGCUAUUUCCAGGUGCGUUCCAGAGAAAGGGGUUUCGUGAACACAUCUGCUGGUGGGGAGGACGAAAGAACUGGCAAGUCCACUUGUUCUCUUGGAAUCACCACACGCGUUUAAGGACCUCCGGACCCUUUGAAGCCACUGAAAAUUUGUAGUCUGGUGGCUGUGGGUAAAUAAAGGAGGACAGAAUGGAUGAUUUCAUCUCCAUUAGUCUGCUGUCUCUGGCUAUGUUGGUGGGAUGUUACGUGGCUGGAAUCGUUCCCUUGGCUGUUAAUUUCUCUGAGGAGCGGCUAAAGCUGGUGACAGUUUUGGGAGCUGGCCUUCUCUGUGGAACUGCGCUGGCGGUCAUCGUGCCCGAAGGAGUACAUGCACUUUAUGAAGAUAUUCUUGCGGGUAAACACCACCAAGUGAGUGAAACACAGAAUGUGAUUGCAUCGGACAAAGCAGCAGAAAUACCAGUUGCCCAUGAACAUGAGCACAGCCAUGACCACACACAGCUGCACGCCUACAUUGGCGUUUCCCUUGUGCUGGGCUUCGUUUUCAUGUUGCUGGUAGACCAGAUUGGCAGCUCCCAUGUGCAUUCUACUGACGAUCCAGAAACAGCAAGGCCCAGCAAUUCCAAAAUCACCACCACCCUGGGUCUCGUUGUCCAUGCUGCAGCAGAUGGAGUGGCCUUAGGAGCAGCAGCCUCUACUUCACAGACUAGCGUCCAAUUAAUUGUGUUUGUGGCAAUAAUGCUACAUAAGGCACCAGCUGCUUUUGGGCUGGUUUCCUUCUUAAUGCAUGCUGGCCUAGAACGGAAUCGAAUCCGGAAACACUUACUUGUCUUUGCACUGGCGGCACCAGUUAUGUCCAUGGUGACAUACUUAGGACUAAGUAAGAGCAGUAAAGAAGCCCUUUCAGAGGUCAAUGCCACUGGAGUGGCCAUGCUUUUCUCUGCCGGGACAUUUCUUUAUGUUGCCACAGUACAUGUCCUCCCUGAGGUGGGCGGAAUGGGGCACAGCCACAAAUCCGACCCCACUGGCGGGAGGGGCCUCAGCCGCCUGGAGGUGGCCGCCCUGGUCCUGGGUUGCCUCAUCCCGCUCAUCCUGUCAGUAGGGCACCAGCAUUAAACGUCGGAUUCCGCCUCGGCUGUUUGCCGUCCUGGGAGGACAGCCAGCACGGGACAGCUGCUCACUCCCUCGGUCUCUUGUCUCACCUUGCCCAUCUCCACCCGUAUUCCUAGAGUCCAGAGGGAGGUGAGAUUAAAACCUGGAGCAAUGGAAAGCUUUUAGAGUAGAAACAACACGUUGCGACUGGACACAGACAUUCCGUUGUGUUGUUUUUUUAAAGGGCCCUUGGCAUUUUGAGUUUUGAUGUUACUCUUAACCCUAUUCUCAGGGAAGAUGGAAUUUCACUUUAAGGAAAAGUGGACAACUUCAUACUCACAGUGAAACAGUAAUUAUGAAAGUACAGUGUUCCAUAAUUAAGCUAAAUCUCUUUCUUGGUUUAGAGGCUCUGCCACUUACUUUGUCCAUUGAUUUUGAACAUGGUUGUCGCCGUGUGAGACCGGUGCUUUAGCAUCUCUGCCACAUACCUUGGGAAAGGUUAUAAUGCCCACUUCUUAGAUGCUAAAGAGAAUUGUAGUAUAUUUGGGGCAAGAGUCAGGAAAAUGACAGCAAGGCACAGGAAAAGCUGACUUUUUACUCGAGAGCUGUCCAUUGAAGAGAGGAUGUCUGGAGAGACUUAACAUCUCCUUUUGCACCUGCCUCUUUAAAGCGAGACUGCUGUCCCAUCCUGGAGCCACAGAGAUGAACUAGCAUUGAAGGAGGCAACGAGAAUUUCCUCUCAAGGUCUCCUUUGCAGAAUUCCUGCCUCCCGUGCAGAGGAGCCAAGUUCGGGUAGGUUCAGGCCCACUCAGGCCUUCCUUCCAGAACAGCCAGGUCCCAAAGUGUCUUUUGAAAUGAAAGGAUGUUAAUUUUAAGUGAAUUUGGAUAGUAACUGACAUCUUUGUCAUAAUCUUUUCAAAAGUAAGAUUACCAAGACCUAUGUUGUCUCUUUUUUUCUUUUUAUAUAUUUAAAUUAGCACACUAUCAGUCCCUAUGGCAAAAUACUUGGUGUCCGUUGGGGAGCGCUAGGUCAGCAUCACAUAAGCACCUGUAGCAGUGAAGAAAGUCGAGACGUAUGACAAGUGGGAAAUGUUCGCCUCUUGAUUUAAAGCUUAUUGAAAUCAUGUCUGUUGUCUCUUCAUCUUCUCCAUGCUUUUCUCCGGACUCCUCCCCCACGCCCCUCCUCCCUGUCUAUAAUUUGCUGCGUACUGCGGGUGGCCACGUUAGUUAUCUGUGUGAAUUGAAUUCUCAUCAGGACAACCACUUCUUGAACUGUGUUGAUGAAGAUAACAUUGUUUCUGUUCUUUAUUCCCUUCAAUGAAGUUACCUUUGUGUCAAAUGCAACUUCGUUAAGCCCUUAAAAUAUCACUUCUACGUAUAUGAGAUGACACAAUCACUAAUAUUCUGGUCAUUUAAACAGUUGAGAUAGUAAAAGUGUUUAACCAACUGGGAUGGUUUUUCCAUAUUUGCCAAAAUCCCUGUAAACUUUGUGUUAUCAACUAAGUGUAUAAUACUUUGUUAUUAAUUUAUUUUUGAUUUUCUGUUCCAUUUCAAAACACAUUAGAUAAAGAGGGAACCAAGGCUAUUUUCUUUAGGGCAGUGGGUUUAGGAGUUCGUAAGAUAUUUUAUAUGACGUACAUGCCAGCAUGCCUAUAAUUUCUUUAUUUCCUUCCUAGAUUUGUCACUGGGUCCGCAGCUAUGGAAAUAGAGCUUGUGAGCCCUCUGCUGGCCGUAGACCAAAGUAGCAUUCAUAGGAUAUGGUUUUGUAUAGUGGUUGGCAACCAUUGCAUAUGAUAUCAAAACCAACAGAAGGUACACUCUGGAAAGUCUGAGUGUCUUUCCUGAUAACAACUCUGACUUACAGGAGUCAUGGGGCUUCAUCUGGUCCUCUGAGAUGUCAUGGUUGCCUUGAUUCUCCCUGAAAAUUUACUUUGUUAAAUAAAUAGUACAUCUUAGUGUCUGGUUUGGUUUGGGUAGCAGCACUUUCUAUCAUCCUGUUGCGUGCAAUGAUGAGAAAUUCAUUCUGCCGGCCAAAGCCUCUUUGAGCAGUGCCUUGCCAUCAUUAAAAGUUUGGCUAGAAUAUAUUGCGGGGGUGGGGGGGCUUGAACUCUGGCAAGGACUGAACCAUCAAACCUCCAAAUUUGCCUUCCCCUGUGGACCUCACAUUAACAAGCACACCUUUUAAGGCCUUUCAGCCCUUGGGAGCUGUGGACUUUCCCAGAUUUUAAAGCUGCUGCCUCCGGAGCUACUCAUUUCUCUCCUGGUCAGCAGGCAGAAAUGGCCGUACUAACCUCAGAGGGCUCAAAGGCACCUCCAGGCAGCAGGGGACCGAGCAAUGUGGCAGAGGCCUUCUUCACAGGGGGAUGAACUUGCUCGUGCUGGGCGGUGUCCCAGACGGGGCCGCAGUGAUGGUCACUUACUGGCACAUUUCAGUUCUGUUUUCCUCUUGAGUUUACUGCCUCCUUCAAUGUAGAUGCCUUAAUGCGCUCACACAUUUGGAAACAUUGGCAGUCUCAGGUUGCUGCCGUGAUUACUGAUGGAAUGAAUUACCGGCUACCAAAGAGAUGCAGCUGAUGAUGACGGGCACGGCCCUCCUUCCUCGUAACUAGACUUGGUCUUCAUUGCAGUUUGUCCCCAUUUCCUCGGUAGGGGCAGAUUUCUUCCGAUUCCGAAUGCACUCUUAAAUGGCAAAUGAAGGUGGAAAAUGCUACUGGUCCAUUCCCCUCCCUUGUUUUCCAGCGGAUAGCAUAUCAGUCCCUACUUCCCCGAAGCAGCGCCCUUCCAGGGCUGGCUGCUUUCCUGUGCACGCUGCUGCCAGAUUUCUUUAGGCGAAGGCUCUGCACUGGAGCGUAGCGAAUUGGAAACAGGCUCUACAGAGCCUAUGUGUUCUCUCUUCCCCCAUCACCUUUUUAUCUCCCUAUUCAAAACAGUUGAGUCAGCCCGGUUUCCUAUAUUUUGAAUCGUUAGAGAAAGGACAGAGGUGGUCAUUUUGAGGGUUCAGUUCUUUGUAGAGAGGAGACGAUGAAAUUGUGUCUUUUACCAGCCUACUUGUAAGUGUCACUGCCUGGUUUUUCUCUUUUUCAAGGAUUAGAACUAGGAAAACACACCAGCAUUGGAGUGUUACGCCCCUCAAACCCAUGGUAGCUAGGUACUAAACAGGGGAGCUGUCUAGAACCAGAAAAUGUUCUUGCCUGCAGGUCCUCUGGGCCUCUUAAGAGAUGAGAAUAGUGAGACCAGAUUCUCCCAGACUGCUGCAAUGGAAGGUGAUCUACAAGAGAACCAUCCUUCCAUUAGAAAAGUUCUGCUCAAAACAGAAUGAUCCCAGGAGCACUGUUGAAGAUGCUAUGACAUUAAAACCAGUGAUGGAGCCCACCCCCUGCCUUGUACCUGAGACAUCUAGAUUCACCCCAGGAGACUUGAAGGAAAUUUAUGACUUGUAGGAAAGGACUAGACAACCAUUGGGAAUUCUCUAGAGAUGCUCAGCCGAACGGAAGGAAAUUGGCUUUGAUUUGUUUUCUGAUAGCAUCUUCUAUCAAGUUGGAAGUCUCAUGGGAUAAAACAGCAGUUCCCCUGGUUCAGUAGCCUGAACAGUGAUUUUUAAAUGUCCCUUUUUCUGGAUCCUUUGUAAACAUGAAAUCAUUCCAUGGAUGGCUGCCUUAUAAUUUUGUCUCUCCACGUUAAUUGUGAAUGGUUAAAAUAAUUUUUUUUUGCUGUUUUCUGAUUUGUUUUAUGAUAUUAAAUUUUUAUUAGUGGA